Molecule: messenger RNA, 436 nt
Organism: Meriones unguiculatus (Mongolian gerbil)
Lineage: Eukaryota; Metazoa; Chordata; Mammalia; Rodentia; Muridae
Product: zinc finger protein 120-like
Exons: 3
Coding region: 47-436 (129 amino acids)
Biological process (GO): regulation of DNA-templated transcription
Source: RefSeq, a predicted model, not a curated record
CUAAGCUGAGCCCCUUCGGCACACCCUACCCCUAAGGGAGGUGCUCAUGUCACUCAAGGCUCACUGUCCAAUCAGGACCUCCACGCGGCCAGUCCCGUCAGAAGUGGAGGAGGGUUCUUCCGGGUUCGCUGCUGCGGUUUCAGCCCCAUUGCUCAGCAGGCUGGCGAGGUUGCUGUGGUGUGCUCUGAGCUCCGCCUCUGGGUGUUGUGAGGGGAGCUCACAUGAGCUCCGAAGUCGCGAUAUGGAUGGAGUGACCUAUGAUGAUGUGCAUGUGAACUUCACCCAGGAAGAGUGGGCUUUGCUGGAUCCUUCCCAGAAGAAUCUCUACAAAGAUGUGAUGCUGGAGACCUACAGGAAUCUCACUGCUAUAGGCUAUAAUUGGGAAGACCACAAUAUUGAAGAACACUGUCAAAGUUCUAGAAGACAUCCAAGGUAA